Molecule: messenger RNA, 6891 nt
Organism: Klebsormidium nitens
Lineage: Eukaryota; Viridiplantae; Streptophyta; Klebsormidiophyceae; Klebsormidiales; Klebsormidiaceae
Source: the annotation of a GenBank genome assembly
GUCGAAAACUGGGAACUCAAUCAAGGCACCAAAAGCUGAUAAGGCACCGAAAGCCGUCAUCUCCUACUUUUAGCCUAGGGCCCCAAGCAGAGUCGCUUCUAUUAAGUACCACCCUGAGAAGGCUUCCUUUGCCAACCGAGGUGGUGCUUCUGUCCUGUGGUGAUCUGCGGGACUAUCUGACCAUCAAAGUCCUGCAACCGACCACGAUACCACCCUGCUUCUUUGCUAACAUAAAAGCUAAGCCCUGCAGGAUCGAACUCAUGCAGCUCCUUCCAACAAAAGAUGCAUGGGACUGAGCAUCCUGGGGUUCCGUCUGCCUUGAUUCGCCAGAUAGUCAGAUUGGACAGUCGGCAGCGGAUCCAAGCACGGCGCCGACUCCAAGCUACGCCUUUCCUAUCAGCAGACCUAUGGAGUUGCUCAUUGAGGUUUCGUUCCGCACAACAUUCAAAGGUGUUGGACGCUGCACUCGCUUUGUUCUUCGCCGUGUUUCCCUUUAACUCGUUGUUUAAACUGUUUAGAGGUCAGAGCGCUGGAGGCGAUGGGAGACGCGGCCAUCUGCUGGGGCUUAGAGUGCGUGAUUGCAAAGACCGUUUUGGACAUGGUGGUGGACCUGCAACUGCGAAAUGCAACCUGCUGAAUGAGCGCCAAAAAGUAGGACGCCUGGAACUUGCUAGACAGUGGCAGCAGUACUAGGAUGGUGGCGAGGAGAGACUGUGAGUGGAGCAACAAGUUGACGAACGGUCGUCAAGAAUCAGACGGAAGUCUGUGCACGUAAGACCUGAUCUUUGGACUUCAAGGCGACACUGUGGCGCAGCUGGUCAUGAGAAAUUCGGAGGGGCGCAUCAGAUUUGGAAAGUUGAAAGAGCUGGAGAUGCCAGUCCAGUUCUGCAAGUUCAACGCAAGAGAGAGCUGAGGCAGCCGGCGCUGGUCAUCUGGAGAUGCUAGAAUGGCGCAAUUGGGUGCUUUCUCAAGAAAAGGUGGUGCGUCUCCGCAGUCACCGCUGGAAAGCAAUGCUGCAUUUGAUGCAUCUGAUGAGGAGGAUGGACAGGUGGCAUCUUCAACCCACCUUCUUUCCUACUCUGAUGAAAAUGCUCACCUGCUGGAUGCCCCACCUGGAACGUCAAGCAUGGCUACCUCAGCAGCCUGGAGUAGUGGGGCACAUGUGACAUUGCCCCAGCUAGAGGAUGACCAGUACUCUCCAAGUUGGUUCGUGGGGGGGCAUUCACAAGAGCAGACGCUGAGCCAGCUUCUCUCACGACCCCCAGGGCGCUUUGCAUUCCUCUGUGAUCCUGUUGAGGACAGCGCCGAGGCCCCCCUUCGAGCCUCCUCCCUCUUCGGUGCACUGCAUCAUGCGCUUGCCUUCGACAGCGGGGGCCAUGCAACACAUGGGCUCCAGUCCCUCACCCUGUCCAUCCCCACUUUUGAAGAGCUUCCCCCAGAGGACCUGCUUGACUUGGCCGCCAAGACAAAUGGGGGAACUACUCCUUUCAAAGGUCGUCCUAUAGAGCAGGAAGACAGGGACGUAGAUUCGACGAACGAACCUGAGUUUGAGAGACACCGAGCAGCCCCCAAGGCGCAAGCAGACAACUUUGAGGCUAAGGAAAAGGGGGUUAGGGAACUGCAGGCAAGCGCACUCACGGCGGCUGAAUCAGGUAAGUCGUUGGCGCGGUGGUUGGAGGCAGCGGAGCAGCCCCCGGCAGGCCCCCUCCUUCGCACUUGGGAGUUUGCGGGAAGUGGGCCAGAUGCUGGAGGUCUGGCAACUAGGGUGGGACCGGGAGAGUGCCUGCAAAACGGCGCGUUUCUAUCAGAAGCAGGGGUCGCAACUUUCGACCGUGCAUAUAGACGGUAUGCGAGCAAGGCAUUCCAGCAAGCCCCCAUCAUUGUCCAGGAAAGGGACCUGGUCCGCGACGCUCUAUACGCGCUGCAGGGGGUUCCUUCCUCGUUGAUACGCCUGGAGUCGCAAGCCCGACCCCCACAAAAGCGAGGCCCAACCCCUCCCAGUGUCCGCCUCCUCUCAACCAGCUCCGCGAGCAUCUCAGCCCUCCUCAAGCCCCUCAUUGAGGCGGGACGGGUGCGGCAGCAGCUGGACCGCUUCGCACGCGGCAAAACGGGGCCUGAGAUUUCUAGUCGGAGCGCAGACUGGGACGAGGGGUCCAGGAGGGGCCUCGUGAUGCAGGCGUUUGGCGGCGCACUGCAGACCGUCUUGUUGUGCCAGACAGCGGCACUUGAUCGGAUCGGGCGCUCCGUGAAGGAGCGCAGGGGGGGAGGAAAGUUGGGGGCGUCAAACGGAGGUGCAAAGCGUACGCGGGGAAGGAAAGAGGCGGGUGAUGAACAGAGGUUCUUUACGAAGCAGAGUGCGGGGGAUGAGACGACAGCGGAAGAUAGUAUCAGCAGUGCAGGUGUUGACGCACCGGACGGACCCAAAGGGGGCACGAGAAGAAGGCGCCUCGAAUCGUUCUUUGCGGCAGCCAAUGGGAACCGAAGUGAUCAGGACAGAGAAGGGGUGCAAAUCGACCCUUCUUCCUCAGCAGUCCGCAGCACCGAGCUAGUCCUCUCGGGAGCAGAAGUUGGACCGUGGGUGAAAGACAGCGACGCCACAAUGCUUUCUGAGGCCGAGCAAUCGCUUUCGAAGCAGUCGAACGGACAUCUGGUCAGCAAUGCGAGGCCGUCAGAUGGAGUUCCGGACGCUUCGGAGCAUUUGUCGGAUGGCGACCACGGGCUUUCGGGCGGCGAUCGGACGCUGACUACCGGCAGCGUGGGCGACAUAACGCUUCUGGAGUUGCUGCUGCAUUCAACAGAGCUGCGUACGCAGCUGCACGUCCUGGCGCGGUUGUGUAAACGGCUGGGGAUGUGGGACGGUUCCGGCGCUGGCGGGCCGGGCGUUGGUGGGGCGGAACUGCUGUCGAGGCUGUUCGACGAAGUUUUGAACGCGGACCCCGUCUCUGCGGACGUCCACCGCUUCCUCCUGUCCGCAGCCUGCCAGCCCUACUUGGAGCUCGUCCGCGGCUGGCUCUACCAGCUACAAGUGGACGAUCCGUACCGCGAAUUCGUCUUGGCGCAGUCCGAUGAGGUCGACCCCUUGACGGGCACGCAGGUAGUCAAAACCGCGAGCCCGCCGUCGUUCCUCGCCGCCGUGUGGCAGCCCCUCAUCCGUGCGGGCCAACAGCUGCGAGUCCUCUUGGAUCUGCCACAAACCCGGGAGCUCGCCGAAACCAUCCUCAGCUGCCCAGAAAGGCACCCUCUCCAAACCCUAAACCUCUCCAGCGCGGACCAAAAGCCGCGGCUCGGAGCCGCCUCUCUGCAGCGUCUGUUGGAUGCGAAACCCGCAGAAGAAGAGACAGAAAGCGCGAGUCCGGGGCUUGUGUUCAGCGCAUCACGGCUGCGGGCAAUCGCGGCGGAAGCGCGGGAGAGCGCACGGAAGAGAGAAACCGAGGCGGGGUGGACUUUGACCAUGCUCGCAAUGCAGGAGCGGCGCAGGAAAGAGGGGAAAAUCGAUGCGAUUGAGCAGCACCGGUUGGAUCUGGCCAAAGCAUACGACGAGCAACGGCGGGCGUCGGUGCUCGAGACGGAAAAGGAGGCGCGGAGGAAAGAAGCUUUGUUCAGAGAGCAGCGGGAGGAACUAGAGCGGCGGGCGGAAGCGAAGCGGCGCGCAAAGGCCGCAAGGAUCGAGCGGGAGCGGGCGAUGGUGCGGGAGGAGAAGGAACUAGAGGCGGCAGAGAUCGCGAGGGUGAGGGCGGCAAUGGUCGCGGAGGCUGAGGGGCAGCUGGAGGAACUGGACCGUCGGAUCCAGGCCGUGAAGGAUCGGACGGCUGUGGAGGAGUCGCAGAAAGUAGAUGAUGGCACGACAACUCUGGAGGGCAGACAGGCGGCUUUAGUCGAAGAGGAGUCGGUCAAGGCAGGCGAUGAGGGGGCGCAAGUUGAAGCGCCAAGAGCGGAAAGGCCGAAGAUAGACGCUGCCCUGACGGGUGACACAGCAACGGAAGAAGACCGGAAGGAGGUGCAGUCGGCGGACUCUUCCGGGAAACUUUCGAAGGCAGACAGCAGCUCGGACGUAAAGCGCGGGCCCGAGCAGAUGUCGGACGAGAGCGCAGCCGGGGGUGACGAACCGGAAGAAGAAACGGCAAGCGGGAAAGGCGAGGACGAUCGGAUCAACCUCGAGGAGUGGCAUCGGUUGGCGCAUCUCGAGACGAGCGAGUCCGGGUUGUUUGGAAGCGAGGCGGGCGAAUCUUCGGGAGACUUGUCGACCCCUUCGGGCGUUGGCGGCAGAGGAACUCGGGAAGAAGAAGCGGGCGGUGCGCAAGGCUUUGAGGGACUGGCCGAGGGGCUAACGGUCAGCGCUGAGGAGACGUCGCUAGAUUCAGGGUUGCGGCAAACCAGGGAUGGGACGGAGGUAAGAGCGCGAAAAGAUGAAGAUGCUGUAGAGCCGGGCGCAGUGAAGGACGUAAGUGCGAUCUUGGCGGGUCUGGCAAGCGAUCUCGAAGGGGGUCAGUCAGGCCCCGCUGGGGAACAGGAGGUUGCAGAACAUGGGGAAUCUGAUGGAGGGAAUGUGCAGCCGAGUUCAAAAUGGGGCCCGCCCGAGGACCCCACCCACGCGGCAGGCGUCGCACGGGAGGGGUUGGACGCUUCCGGAAGCGCCGGAGAAGCAGCACGGAGAGGGCGCCAGAUGGAGGGGCGUGAGAUGCUUGACGUCAUGGCCGGAGGGUUCGACGGCUUUCGAGUGCUGCCGCCAGCAGAACAGAAGGACGCGGACAGCGGAUCGGACCUGGCGGGCAGCGCUACGCUCGUGCGGUGGGGCUCGUCAGCGGACCCGUUCCCUGCAGCAGGCAUGAGCACGAAAGAUCUGGGCGACUCGUUCGCCGCACAGGACUUCCGGUUUGCGGACGGAAUCGACUUUCGGGGCCGGGGCUCAGGACCGGAAAGAAAACCGGAAACGGAAACGGAACCCGCCGGCGACCCUUCCUUUGAAGCGGGUUCUGAGGGGCAUGCUGCAAGCCCGUUCAAAUCCGCCGACGAGGCGCUAUCUAUCGGACAACCGGUCGAAGACUCUGAGCGCAGAUCUUGGACCAGCAAUGGCAUCCCCAAUGACCAAGAGACACGUGUCCUCCCAACCGAGACCUCCCGCCAAGCCCUCGCGUUCCUGUCGCCGAUCCCGAGCGCUUCCGGUGAUCCCAAUACCUUCGACCUGUCCCCGACCGCUCUUUCAACCCCAAUCUCCGCUCAACCCGACCUUUCCCCGGCCCUCGCGUCCUCCCGGGGCGUCUCUCCCGGCCCGAAACGCUCCCCCCCGGCAACUUCCCCGCGGCCCAAACCGUCCGGACGUCCGUCGGCGACGCCGGACGACGACGACGCGGACGCGCCGCUGUCCGUGGUCAUGGACGUAUGCGUGGUGCAGGAGAUCCUGGCGCAGUACCGCUGUGUGAGCGCGUGCUGCGUGCACGUAUUCCAGGAGGAGCUUGCGCUGCCCGCGCACUGCGCGGCGCUGCGGCGGUACCUGUUCAUGCUCGCGGGGGACUUUGCGGACGCGUUCAUGUCGGCGCUCUUGACCCAGCGGUGGGGCCCCUCAGGCGGCGCGUCCCGGCAGGCGGAGGUCCAGGCGCUGCUGGAGGGAUCCCUCCAGACGUCGAGCUGCAGUUCGGACCGGCUCGCGGAGCGCCUCCACGUGCGCGUGCAGCAGUCGCAGGAGGAGCUGCCGGACGUCUACGCGCCGUGGGUCAAGGCCUCACUAACUCCAGGUGGCUUCGUGGACCUGACCCGCGUCGACGCCUUCGACUUCAUCCAGCUGGAUUACCGGGUGGAGUGGCCGCUGACGCUCGUGCUGACGUCAGCGGCCAUGGCGCAGUACCAGGCCGUCUUCCGCUUCCUGCUGCGGGCCAAGCACGCCACCUUCUCGCUGCGGGAUGUGUGGCGGGACUUGCAGAUCCUAAGCCGGCGGCUUGCGAAACGGGGCCCCGGCGUGAGCGCCCACGUGUUCGCGGAGCAGCAGCGGCAGCUCCGCGAGGCGCAAUUAUUCCGGGCUGCAAUCAGCCACGUGGUCACGACGCUGGCGAGCUUCGUCCAGGCACAGAUCUCGGACGUGGCGUGGACGCGCUACCAGGAGCGCAUUCACACCGACGUCGUGGACCUGCACGACCUGAGCCAGGUGCAUGCUGAAUACGUAGCGGAGGCAGCACGCGCUUGCCUGCUUGGCGCAGACGGCGCGGGCGCCAAAACGUGCAUUGACGCUAUCUUCCAGCAGCUGCUCGCGCUGCGAGGCCACCUGCGGCGUGCGGUACGUUCGUUGGACCAGCCCGCGGCGGAGCUCGAGAUUGACGAGGUCAAUCAGCAGAUUAAGCAGACCAAGGAGGCCUUUCAGGAGAGCUUGCGGACCCUGUACGCUGUCCAUCUGCGGCCUCGGGUUCAAAACGUCCAAGCAAUUGAGGACCUGUGCAUGCGCUUGAACUUCAAUGGCUUCAUUGAGGAGAGCAUCACCAAGCUGUCAGGAGCAAAUCUAGAGGUUUUGCGGCAACGCUCUGCAGCAGGCGGUCGAAGCGAAUGACUACGUUCUUUAUCAAGAUAGUCGAUAGUAAGCUAUUCUUACACGCAUGCGGCGGUAAGGGAAGAUAGUGUGCCUGAACAGGCCGCUCGGAAAUGUUGGUGAGCGGUCGAUCUGGCAACCUCUUGCACUUCGUCGUAGCACGAAAGCUGCAGUCGGCCACUUUCUGCCGUAGCACGAAAGCUGCAGUCGGCCACUUUCUGCCGUCGUGCUAGCAAAAGCGCCCCGCCGGAACAUCACCACUCAUAGUCCGCUCCGUCGUGACCGAAUCGGAAGCUCAGUACCUAUACUAUGAUAUACGUGAAACUUGAUAUGAUGCAGUUUUUAACGUGGCGUCCUCGUUGAGCAGUAAACGAAGC